GAAACGUUUGAUCCAAAGGUUGAGACCAAACAUAACCUGAGAAUACAUUUCGUUACGAAAUGCCGGUUCGGACGACAGUUUUGUGAGCGGUUAGAGUGUAAGGAACAGGUGGCCGGACAUGAAGUGUUUGAUGGAGCGAUGAAUAUAACAGACAUAGCCACUAUUGAGGGCAAAUAUCAUGGCGAGUUUAAUAAUCUAGACCAAAUUGGCACCGGUAGUUUUGGUCAGGUAUACAAACUGGAGCGCAAGUCUGAUAAAACUAUACACGCCAUCAAAAUCAUCCAAAUAUUGGCCGAUAAUAUAAGUCAUGAGAAUUACGAGUCCAUUAUUGAAGAGUGUCAGCUAUUAUCUAAAGUCAACAGCGAUUUUGUGGUUGAGCUCAGAGACGCCUGGAUUGAGGGCCAGAAAGUGUAUAUUCAGACAGAGUUUUGUGACAAUAAUCUUCGGGAUAUUAUUGACGCCAAAAAACAGCUCUUCGGAGACAACACCUCAAGAAACCCUGCUUUGAGCCCCGAGUUGGCACUCAUUGACUAUUUUAUUUCAGUGGAAAUCUUUGAAGAAUUAGUGAAAAGUCUAAACUAUUUGCACACUUUAAACACACCUAUCAUUCAUAGAGAUUUAAAGCCGGAGAACAUUUUGCUUAAGGAUUCAGUGGACGAUAACACUAAACAAUUCCUGAAAAUAUGUGACUUCGGUCAUGAGAAUUACGAGUCGAUUAUUAAAGAGUGUCAGCUAUUGUCUAAAGUCAACAGCGAUUUUGUGGUUGAGCUCAGAGACGCCUGGAUUGAGGGCCAGAAAGUGUACAUUCAGACAGAGUUUUGCGACAAUAAUCUGCGGGAUAUUAUUGACGCCAAAAAACAGCUCUUCGGAGACAACACCUCCGAAAAGCCUGCUUUGAGCCCCGAGUUGGCACUAAUUGACUAUUUUAUUUCAGUGGAAAUCUUUGAAGAAUUAGUGAAAAGUCUAAACUAUUUGCACACUUUGGACUUUUAUACACUGAAGCCCAUGCGUUUCUUAGUGAUAAUGUCACCACAGUCACAUACUAAGGACAUUGGCACUAUUACUUAUAUGGCACCUGAAGUAGUCCAAAGCAAAUAUUAUACUCCGAUGUCUGAUAUCUAUAGUUUAGGACUCAUUUGUGCGGAACUGUUUGACACCAUUUGGGCCCUUUAUGUGGGCGAGGGUUAUGUCAUGUAUUACUGUCCUAAAAGUCGGGAAUUAUUGAGAGACAAACUCGAGACAGUGUCUAAGGAUAAGGACUAUUGUGUUAAUAAUUUGAAAGAAUUUUCGCAAUCAAAACAACUGUCCGUUCAAAGCGCCGACACUAUACUGGCGACGGCUUUACGAGUGUUCAAUAGGAAUGAAACGUUUGAACCAAAGGUUGAGACCAAACAUAACCUGAGAAUACAUUUCGUUACGAAAUGUCGAUUCGGACGACAGUUUUGCGAGCAGUUUGAGUGACCCUGGUUCAGGUAUUUACGGCGCUUAGGCAAGAGAUGUGAGAGUAAUGUCUUUGCCUAUGAGUACUCGGGUUAUGGACUGANUUGUUAA
Messenger RNA from Oppiella nova, 1551 nucleotides. The record is from the annotation of a GenBank genome assembly. Lineage: Eukaryota; Metazoa; Arthropoda; Arachnida; Sarcoptiformes; Oppiidae.